Molecule: messenger RNA, 414 nt
Organism: Miscanthus lutarioriparius
Lineage: Eukaryota; Viridiplantae; Streptophyta; Magnoliopsida; Poales; Poaceae
Source: the annotation of a GenBank genome assembly
AUGUCGAGCACCCUGCAGCUCCGCACCAACGGAGACCACGACGGUGCCGUCUCGAUCGGCAUAAGCCCAAGCGAAGCUAUGGUUGCUGAAGUCGGCAGCGACAACUCGAAGCAGCUCCAGCGUUGGCUGUGCGCGUCAGGCUUGGCCACGCUGGUCAUGGAUGCAGGCACCGCGUUCUACAGACCGCCGCACGGAGUGGUCUUCGAGCAGCACAGGUUUGCUUACUACGCCACCCUCGCCGGAAUUUUCGCUGCCGGGCUGGCCGAAGUCGGCACCGCCUGCUGGCUGGACAGCUCCGGCCAGCAACAGCGAGGCCGAGCCCGCGGUCGCGCAUUCCGCGUGAGCGUCGUCUGCGCCUCCGCCGUGCCUCUUGUUGCCAUCAUCGCACUCGGUGGCGUCGUCAUGAAGGGCUAG